Messenger RNA from Nerophis lumbriciformis (worm pipefish), 1551 nucleotides. The record is from RefSeq and is a predicted model, not a curated record. NCBI's taxonomy places the organism in Eukaryota, Metazoa, Chordata, Actinopteri, Syngnathiformes, Syngnathidae.
AUGGGGAGACUAGACGACUUCCGCCAGUUUCAUUUACUCAACUGGCUAAGAGAGGAAAGGCAGUCGAGGAAACUUAUUCUCUUCAUUGUUUUUGUGGCUCUCUUGUUGGAUAACAUGCUGCUCACCGUGGUCGUGCCCAUCAUCCCCAGCUACCUGUACAACCUGGAUGAAUCAACAGAUGGGGCAUUGAACAACACCUCAUCGCAACCACAGACUCCUUCAGGCGCCUUCGAUAGAAUUGUGUCUUUAUACGACAACACAGUGAGGUUGUCGGGGUCCAACGCCACAGUCGGCCCGACAGACACGGUCGUGCCCACAACCGCCGCUUGGCUGCCGCAGAACUCCUCCGACUGCCCCCGCUCCACUAGCAAGCUGAUCAACGAGAAUGUCAAAGUGGGGAUGUUAUUUGCAUCCAAGGCAACUGUGCAGCUGCUGACCAAUCCUUUCAUAGGGCCACUCACCAACAGGAUUGGAUACCAGCUCCCCAUAUUCAUUGGCUUCUGUAUAAUGUUCAUCUCCACAAUUAUGUUCGCCUUCUCAUCGAGCUACGCUCUGCUGUUUCUGGCCAGAUCACUUCAAGGUGUAGGCUCCUCCUGCUCAUCUGUUGCUGGGAUGGGAAUGCUUGCAAGUGUGUACACAGAUGAUGAGGAGAGAGGACAUGCGAUCGGAAUUGCCCUUGGGGGUCUGGCAAUGGGGGUUUUAGUUGGACCCCCGUUUGGCAGUGUGAUGUAUGAGUUUGUUGGAAAGACUGCUCCAUUCCUCGUUCUGGCUUUUCUGGCUCUUUUUGAUGGAGCUUUACAGCUUUUUAUACUUCAGCCCACCAAAGUCGAGCCAGAGAGUCAGAAGGGGACGCCAUUGUUGACCCUCAUGAGAGAUCCAUACAUUGUAAUUGCAGCUGGUGCCAUUUGCUUCGGGAAUAUGGCCAUUGCCAUGCUGGAGCCAACACUACCAAUCUGGAUGAUGGAGACCAUGUGUGCCAGGAAAUGGCAGCUAGGAGUCGCUUUCUUACCAGCAUCCAUCUCCUACCUUAUUGGAACCUACAUCUUCGGAACGCUGGCUCACAAGAUGGGAAGAUGGCUUUGUGCCCUUAUCGGGAUGGUGGUUGUCGGAAUCUGUGUAAUAGGGGUUCCAUUUGCAAGGAAUAUAUAUGGUCUAAUUCUCCCAAACUUUGGUGUUGGCUUUGCCAUUGGCAUGGUGGACUCUUCUAUGAUGCCUAUAAUGGGAUACUUGGUGGACUUGCGGCACGUGUCAGUUUAUGGAAGUGUGUAUGCCAUUGCUGAUGUGGCUUUCUGCAUGGGAUUUGCUCUAGGUCCAUCAAUUGGAGGAUCCAUAGCUGAAAGUAUAGGCUUUCCAUGGUUGAUGACCAUUAUUGGAAUAGUAGACAUUUUAUUUGCUCCCCUUUGCCUUUUCCUGAGGAACCCACCUGGACAAGAAGAAAAAAUUGCUAUUUUGAUGGACACCAACUGCUCGAUGAAGACGAGAUCCUACUCCACGCAGGGAAAUUACUACCAAGGUGAAAACAUGGAUCCAGAUUAUGAUGAUUAUGACUAA